GACGACAUCCUUUUAUUUUUAUCGCAGUGACCUCAUCUCUUAUGGCAGCGGGAGGACCGAGGCUCCUCGUCUCUCUUUAGCUCAACUUUACCGCUUCUACUUUCUCUUUUUAAACCCAGAUCCUCAGCGGUACUCCAGGUCAGACCCCGGCUCUGAACCUCUCCGCCACCGGACGGUUGAGGUGGUGUUUGGACUUUGACGUCGAGUUUUCAAACGUCUCGGCUCAUUGAGGAAGUCGGUGUUCAGCUCUGAGAAUUGAUGGGUUUGUUUUUCACAGCGAGGGGAUUUAAAGGGUCUGAAACCACUUCAGCAUGAAGACCAGGAUCGAGGUGCAGAGUGGCGUCACCAGUUCUCAGUCCAGGAGAAAAGACGGCUUUUGUUUCACGCCUGCCGUGGUGUGAAUGAGACCUGCAGCCCCCCCCCACCCCAGAGACUCGACACACAACAAAAACACUUUAACUACCGCUCACACACUCAGCUCCUGCAAACACAACAGAGAUAGUUAGUGGGGGUUUGGCUUUUUUGCCUUUCAGGGCAGAGUGAGGCCUCUCUCUCUCUCUUUACUCUCUUUACCCCCCCCCCCCCCCCCUUUACUUCCUCUCUCUCUCUCUCUCUCUCUCUCUCUCUCCCCCUCUCUCUCUCCCUCUCCCUCUCCCUCUCUCGUCCCGGGGUUUUGGGCUGCCAAGCGCCAUCAGGAUGACAUCAUACCGGGCCGACACAAUGGAGCUCUUCAUCCUCUGAGGUUCCUCGCCAGGCUGCGUCACUGCGCUGGACCGCCGGCCCGGGACGCCCAGGAGGAGGAGGAGGAGGCGGCGUGGGAGGAGGGGGGACUACGAGUAGGGAGGGAGGGGGGUGGGUGGGGGGGUGGGAGGGGAAGAGGAGAAGGAGAAGGGGUUUGACAUGUCGGAGCGUCCGGGGUCCAGGUCCGGAUCCGGGAUGCCGAGGCCCGGAGCGGUGCGGCCCAUCGGGGCCGAGGCUCUGGUGGCCCUGCUGGAGGGGGGGCUGGACCGGGUGGUGCUGAUCGACAGCCGGCCCUUCGUGGACUACAACGCCUCGCACAUCCUGGAGGCCGUGAAUGUGAACUGCUCCAAGCUGAUGAAGAGGAGGCUGCAGCAGGACAAGGUCCAGAUCGCCGAGCUGCUGCAGCACUCGGCCAAGAAGAAGUUGGAGCUGCAGGGCGAUCAGGAGGUCGUCGUGUACGAUCAGAGCUCCUCCGACCCGGUGACUCUCAGCUCCGAGUCUUUCCUCAGCGUCCUGUUGGUGAAGCUGGAGAGGAGUUUCCCCUCUGUCCACCUGCUGUCAGGUGGGUUCUCUGAGUUCUCCCACCUGUUCCCCGGUCUGUGUGAGGGAAAGUCCACUCUGGUUCCCUCCUGUAUCUCCCAGCCCUGUCUGCCCGUCACCAACAUCGGACCGACCCGCAUCCUGCCUCACCUGUACCUGGGCUGCCAGAGGGAUGUCCUCAACAAGGAUCUGAUGCAGCAAAACGACAUCGCCUACGUCCUGAACGCCAGUAACACCUGCCCCAAACCAGACUUCAUCCCAGACUCUCACUUCCUGAGGGUUCCUGUCAACGACUCGUUCUGUGAGAAGAUCCUGCCGUGGUUGGACAGAUCGGUGGAGUUCAUAGAGAAGGCCAAAGCCUCCAACGCUCGGGUCCUGGUUCACUGUCUGGCCGGGAUCUCUCGCUCAGCCACCAUCGCCAUCGCCUACAUCAUGAAGAGGAUGGACAUGUCUCUGGACGAGGCGUACAGGUUUGUGAAGGAGAAGAGACCGACCAUCUCUCCCAACUUCAACUUCCUGGGUCAGCUGCUGGACUUUGAGAAGAAGAUAAAAAGUCCUCACGGUACAGAAACUAAACUAAAGUCCCUCCAUCAUCAGGAGCCCGGCGCCGAGGCCCCCGCUCAUCCCGAGGACCCGGAGCCUCCGGCCUGUCCCGAGGCCCCCGCAGGCCCCGGCCUGGCCCUGCUGGAGCCCCUCACCCUGCCCUGCGUCUUAGCCGACGCCCCCGAGGAGCGUCUGCUGGCUCAGGCUCUGAGUGGCCUGCAGCUCCCUGACGGACCCGAGGACAACGCCCGGCUGAAGCGCUCCUUCUCCCUGGACAUCAAGUCGUACGGCGAGCCGGGGGGGAACGCCGCUCACCGAGUGUUCGUCCCUCACGGCGGAUCGGGAGACGCUGCCGACUUCUACAAACCGUCAGCCUUCAAAGAGCCGACCAGUAAACCCUGCCAGUUCUCCCCGGUGGAGGAGGUGUCGGAGCAGUCCACUCCGGAACAGAGCCCCGACAAGGAGGAGGCAGAUGGCCCGGAGCGAGCACCACCGGCCUCCUCCUCCUCCUCGUCCUCAGGCAGCUUCACCAAACCUCCGCCCGCCGCUCCAAACUGUUCCCAGCAGCUGCACCGGAGCGGCAGCAUGGAGGAGAACGCCACCAGCUUCCUGUUCGGCCUCUCCCGCAGCCAGCAGCACCUGGCCAAACCGGGGUCCGGCGGGGCCCUGAAAGGCUGGCAUUCGGACAUCCUGCUGGGCCCCGUCACCGUCUCCACCUCCUCGCUGGCUGGCGGUUGGUACCUCUCCUCCGACUCCACGCGGUUCUACUCCACCUCCAUCCUGAGCGGCGGCAGCGGAGGCUUUGCGGCGUACAGCUGCGGCCACGGCCUGGAGGCGGUGCGGCGGCGCAGCCGGCAGAGGACGGGCGACCGCGGCGACUCGAGGAGGAGCUGGCACGAAGAGAGCAGCUUCGAGAAGCAGCUGAAGCGACGCAGCUGUCAGAUGGAGUUUGGAGACGGGAUGACGGACAGCAGGUCCAGGGAGGAGAUGGGGAAGGUGGGGAGUCAGUCGAGCUUCUCUGGCAGCAUGGAGAUCAUCGAGGUCUCCUGAAACCGACCCUGGAACGGUUCUUCAGAUAUCUCACGCUCGGUUGGGACGAGGACGACCGACGCAGCUUCGACUCCCCCGACGUCAAACGGUUCAACAACCUGAAACGUAGAGAAACGCAGCAGCAGCACAGAGCGGCAGGUUGAUGUCAAACAGGCGGAGGAAAGAGUUUAUCUGGAAAUGAGGUUUUAAAAAACGUCGUCUCAUAUUCAAAGACUCGACUGCUGCAUCUACAACAGAUGUCAGAUAUUUGUACCAGAGUCAAACUUUGUGUACAGAGAGAUGAAGAACAGGUGGUUUGUUGUGUUGAUGGUGAAUCGGUUUCACCUGCAGGAGUCUCUGCUGCUGGAACACGUUUGAUUUGGGAGCAAAUAAAUGAAGUAAAAACAGAGGAAAUGAUUUUUAAGAGAUAUAUUUUAAAGCCUUUAUUAGAGAUAGACAGAUGAUGAAUGACAGUGAUCAGACUCCAUCAGGCUUAAAUAACAUGGACCUGAUGAUUCAAUCAGCCUCACAAACUGACCUGAAAUCAGCUGAUUCAUUUUCCAUUUCACAGACCUGAGAUAUUUUCUUGAUUGUCUUUGUUCUCAGAUGAUUUUUCAGUCAGUAAAAUCAUGAUUGUAUUUAAUAUUUACAGCUGAUUUAUUCCUGAAGAACCUUUCACACCCGCUGUUGGAGUUAAUGUGAAAGGACCUUAGAUCUCCACCUGUUGAUUAGUUCUGUGCUUUAGUUUCAGAAACACAGAGACAUUAAAUUAUGUACAUUUCAGUAAGAACUGGAAAAAGGCGGAGUAGAUCCGACCUGGAGGAACUCGUAGUAAAACCUUUGAGGCGUCUGUCGUUGAGCCGCCGUGUGCUGCUGCUGCUGUGAACCGUCUCUUUCCUCUGACGGACUCUGAGCCUCCGGAUGUUUCGUCUGGUUCGUGGAUGAAGAGCUGAAUAAUGAAGACGAUGAUGAUGAUUUUCUCAAAGACACGAGGAACAGAACUGAAACCUGUGGAACUGGAACAGGAACAGUUGUUUUUUCCUCUGAAGGUCUCAGCUGUACCUCACCAUCCAAAACCUGCCUGUUGUUAUUCAGAUGAAUGAAGAAGCUUCAGUGACGGUGAAAUCUCAGGUGUUGUUUGAGCUGCAGGGAAAGAGAAGGACUGAAAACUCUUCACCUGUCCUGAGGAUCACUGAAGAGGACCCGGGUUUAGGGGACGAUGGUUCGGUUUAAUCACUCACAGACGUAUUCACAGUUAAUCUUUGCACUACUGUGGUUUGGAGAUGGAUUUGAUUCAAAGUGUAUAAAACAGUAAAAAGAGAAACGAUGACGAUGAA
Messenger RNA from Lates calcarifer (barramundi perch), 4190 nucleotides. RefSeq names its product dual specificity phosphatase 16 (gene dusp16). The transcript is spliced from 8 exons. NCBI's taxonomy places the organism in Eukaryota, Metazoa, Chordata, Actinopteri, Centropomidae. Bases 901 to 2874 code for a protein of 657 amino acids. Gene Ontology annotation, molecular function: protein tyrosine/threonine phosphatase activity; MAP kinase tyrosine/serine/threonine phosphatase activity. Gene Ontology annotation, cellular component: nucleus; cytoplasm. The record is from RefSeq and is a predicted model, not a curated record. Gene Ontology annotation, biological process: negative regulation of MAPK cascade; protein dephosphorylation.